UACUACAAAAUGAAGACAUUCCUUCUUCUGGCUCUCUUUGCGCUAGCUGUUUCGGCUGCUCCUCUGGAGGAAGCUGAGCGCGUCCAUGGCGAGAAUGGCUGGUACAUUCCCCAGGAGGACGGCUCCUCCCAGUGGGUGGACAUGGAAGUGGCUGAGGAGUGGAUGGAGGCCCAGGAGAGGCUGGAGAGCCGCGGCCUCACCACCGUUCCCGUCAAGUUCUACCUGUACACCUCGUCGAACCCCACCAAGGGCACCAAGAUCACGACCACCACCAAGUCCAUCGACGCCUCCAACUUCAACGCUGCCCACCCCACCCGCUUUGUGAUCCACGGCUGGACCCAGAGCUACACCGCCAGCAUGAACAAGGACAUCCGCAGUGCCUGGCUCUCCAGGGGAGACUACAACGUGAUCAUCGUCGAUUGGGCCCGUGCCCGCUCCGUGGACUACGCCACCUCCGUCAUGGCAGUCUCCUCCACCGGAAAGAAAGUCGCCAACAUGAUCAACUUCCUGCACUCCAACUACGGCAUGUCCCUGGAGACUCUGUACGUGAUUGGUCACAGCCUAGGAGCCCAUGUUGCUGGAUACGCCGGCAAGAACACCAACGGCCAGGUACACACCAUCGUCGGUCUGGACCCCGCCCUUCCCCUCUUCAGCUACAACAAGCCCAACAAGCGCCUGAAUGCCGACGAUGCCUGGUACGUGGAGUCCAUCCAGACCAACGGCGGAAACCUGGGAUUCCUGAAGCCCAUCGGCAAGGGAGCCUUCUAUCCGAACGGCGGAAAGACCCAACCCGGCUGCGGAUUGGACUUGACUGGCGCCUGCUCCCACGGACGCUCCACCACCUAUUACGCAGAGGCCGUUUCCGAGGACAACUUCGGAACCAUCAAGUGCGGAGAUUACGAGGCUGCCGUCUCCAAGGAGUGCGGAAGCACCUACAGCAGUGUUCGCAUGGGAGCUGACACCAAUGCCUACAUGGUCGAUGGUGACUAUUAUGUUCCUGUGAACAGCAACGCUCCUUUUGGAAUGAUUAACUAAUUGCCAUGCAAUAAACUUAAUGUCUAUGAAAGCA
Molecule: messenger RNA, 1069 nt
Organism: Drosophila ficusphila
Lineage: Eukaryota; Metazoa; Arthropoda; Insecta; Diptera; Drosophilidae
Product: phospholipase A1-like
Exons: 2
Coding region: 10-1035 (341 amino acids)
Biological process (GO): lipid metabolic process
Molecular function (GO): lipase activity
Source: RefSeq, a predicted model, not a curated record